Molecule: messenger RNA, 1456 nt
Organism: Vidua chalybeata
Lineage: Eukaryota; Metazoa; Chordata; Aves; Passeriformes; Viduidae
Gene: NAXE
Product: NAD(P)HX epimerase
Exons: 6
Coding region: 309-1175 (288 amino acids)
Cellular component (GO): mitochondrion
Molecular function (GO): NAD(P)HX epimerase activity
Source: RefSeq, a predicted model, not a curated record
GGCCCCGCGCCUGCUCCGCGGAGCUCCGGGGCCGCACCGGGGCCUACCGGGGCCUACCGGGCCGUGCCCGCUCUCAGGGCCGCACCGGGGCCGUACCGGGCCGUACCCGCUCUCAGGGCCGCACCGGGGCCGUACCGGGCCGUGCCCCAUCCGAGGGCCGCACCGGGGCCGUACCGGGCCGUGCCCGCUCCGGGGGCCGCACCGGGGCCGUACCGGGCCGUACACACUCCGGGGGCCGCAUCGGAGCCGUACCGGGCCGUGCCCGCUCUCAGGGCCGCACCGGGGCCGUACCGGGCCGUGCCCGCCGCAUGCCGGGCCCGCGGGCUCUGCUGGGCUUGGGGCUGCUGGUGGCGGCGGCGCGGGCGGGCGGGCGGUGCCGGGACGGCGGCUGGGGCUGGGGCUGGGCCCGGGAGCGGUGCCGGUGCCUUCCCCGCCGCGCCAUGCACGUCCCCAGCGCGGGGGCCGGCCCGACGGGGCUCCGCUUCCUGGGGCAGGAGGAGGCCCAGGCUAUCGACCAGGAGCUCUUCACCGAGUACAAGUUCAGCGUGGACCAGCUGAUGGAGCUGGCGGGGCUGAGCUGUGCCACUGCCAUUGCCAAGGCCUACCCACCCAGCUCCUUCACCACGAGCCAGCCCGCUGUGCUGGUGGUCUGCGGGCCAGGGAACAACGGCGGUGAUGGGCUGGUCUGCGCCCGGCACCUGAAGAUGUUUGGCUACCAGCCAACCGUGUAUUACCCCAAGCGCCCCAGCAAGCCCCUCUUUGAAGGUUUGACCACCCAGUGCAAGAAGAUGGAUAUUCCCUUCCUCCCCGAGUUCCCAGCUGAGGCUGCGUUCAUCGACGAGCUCUAUGGCCUGGUGGUGGAUGCCAUUUUCGGCUUCAGCUUCACGGGAGCAGUGCGGGAGCCCUUUGGCAGCAUCCUGGGCACUCUGGAGCGCGUCACGGUGCCCAUCGCCAGCAUCGACAUCCCCUCAGGCUGGGAUGUGGAGAAGGGGAAGGCAGACGGCCUCCAGCCCGACAUGCUCAUCUCCCUGACGGCGCCCAAGAAGGCGGCGAUGCAUUUCACCGGCCGGUACCACUUCCUUGGGGGCAGGUUUGUGCCCCCUGCGCUCCAGGAGAAAUACGCUCUGAACCUGCCAGCGUACCCCGGCACAGACUGCGUCCUGCAGCUGACCUAGAGCUGGGGCCAGAGGGGCUGGGGGGGGCCAGGCUGGGCUUCAGCACUGCACACCAGGGCCAAAUUCUGCCCAAGCCUCUGCCAGGAGGGUGCUCAGCACCUCACUGGGCUGCGGUGUGAGCCAGCAGGAUGGAAAGGCCCAGGAGGUGGGAGUGGUGAGGGGCUGCUGCCUAAUCCAAGUGCUGGUGUAAAGCUGAUCUGGGGUUCUGCCACUCACAGCACCACUCACACUUUGGGAUAAUCUGAUUACAAUAAAGAUUUAUUCACGCCCUUGAAAAAAUA